UCUUUUGAAUCCAUUAUUAUUUUUCUACCAAAUCUCCACACUUUUCUUCAUCCCUCUCACUUCACCUCAAAUUCUUCCUCUUCAAACUUCUAUAUUUUUUUAAGAAAAAAGAGAAUUUUAUAGAGAAGAAGAGGAUCAAGAAAAGAAUUUUUUUUUUAUUUUUUUUUUUUGGGGUGAUAGUGGUGACGGGGAUUGUUUUGUAAUUUUCAUUGGUGUUUUUGGGUGUAUUUCAAAAAAAAAAAUUAGAAGAAAUCUGAGAUUUGGGGGUGGCGCUGUACAAAAAUGGAGUCGGAUAGUAUCGAGUGCGUGUCAUCUAUAGAUGAAAUUGUUGAAGAUCAUGAGAUCCCUCACCAUAAUAUACAGCACCACCCACACCCUCGUCAUGCCCCCCAUCAUCAAUUGUCAUCGUCAAAGCCUCAUCACAACGGCACUAAUAAUGUUAAUAGUAUUAGCAAUAUCGUGGGUCCAACGGCGAUUGCUCCGGCUGCUAGUGUCCAUGAAUUGUUAGAAUGUCCUGUUUGUACCAAUUCAAUGUAUCCACCAAUUCAUCAGUGCCACAAUGGACAUACACUUUGUUCUACCUGUAAAAUACGAGUACACAACCGGUGCCCGACUUGUCGGCAGGAACUCGGUGAUAUUAGAUGUUUAGCAUUGGAGAAAGUCGCCGAGUCCCUCGAGUUACCCUGCAAAUACUACAAGUUGGGGUGCCCGGAAAUAUUCCCCUAUUACAGCAAACUCAAACACGAGGGGAUUUGCAUCUACAGACCAUACAAUUGUCCAUAUGCUGGUUCGGAGUGUUCCGUUGUUGGGGAUAUCCCUUUCCUUGUUGCCCAUUUGAGGGAUGAUCAUAAGGUCGACAUGCACACCGGCUGCACAUUUAAUCAUCGAUACGUGAAAUCCAACCCUCGGGAAGUCGAAAAUGCUACAUGGAUGUUAACAGUAUUCCAUUGUUUUGGUCAGUAUUUCUGCCUACACUUUGAAGCCUUCCAGUUGGGAAUGGCUCCAGUUUACAUGGCAUUUAUCCGUUUCAUGGGUGACGAGACGGAAGCUAGGAACUAUAGCUACAGCCUUGAAGUCGGAGCAAACGGCCGGAAACUUAUAUGGGAAGGCACCCCACGUAGCAUCCGUGAUAGUCACCGGAAAGUCAGGGACAGCCACGAUGGUCUAAUUAUCCAACGAAACAUGGCACUUUUCUUCUCCGGUGGGGAUAGAAAGGAGCUGAAACUGAGGGUUACUGGACGAAUAUGGAAGGAACAACAAAAUCCAGAUGCCAACACGUGCAUACCAAACUAAUGUAGUUGAGUGGAUUGAUUUCGAUAACCUUUUUUCCUUUUCACCUGUUCCGAUCUGUUUCUGCGGUGUGUUAAACCUCUACGAACCCUUUUCCGGCAUGUUGUAAUGGAUGAAAGUUUUCAGCUUAUAUCAAAUGUGCAAAAUAAGAAUUAUCUUCUUCUCCAA
Molecule: messenger RNA, 1458 nt
Organism: Gossypium raimondii (Peruvian cotton)
Lineage: Eukaryota; Viridiplantae; Streptophyta; Magnoliopsida; Malvales; Malvaceae
Product: E3 ubiquitin-protein ligase SINAT5
Exons: 3
Coding region: 283-1293 (336 amino acids)
Biological process (GO): multicellular organism development; ubiquitin-dependent protein catabolic process
Cellular component (GO): cytoplasm
Molecular function (GO): ubiquitin protein ligase activity; zinc ion binding; protein binding
Source: RefSeq, a predicted model, not a curated record